Messenger RNA from Pediculus humanus corporis (human body louse), 330 nucleotides. RefSeq lists its product as uncharacterized. The coding region runs from base 1 to 330 and encodes 109 amino acids. Lineage: Eukaryota; Metazoa; Arthropoda; Insecta; Psocodea; Pediculidae. The record is from RefSeq and is a predicted model, not a curated record. The transcript is spliced from 2 exons.
AUGUUUGAUUUCGGACAAGAUUCGAUAGUGUAUCAGGAAGCCAUACCAUACAAUUGUGAAAAAUACUUCAGCAGCAACAGAGAACGUUACGGAUAUGGAAGAGAUUCGGAAAAAUACGGAUACGGUCGUGGUUCAUGUUCUCCCGCGAGAUCUUAUAGCAACACGAGGUCCAGACGUAGAUCGCCGGAUAGUCCCUCUCGCAUGAGACACAGAUCGAGUUCGAGGAGUAAAAAUUCGAACAGGGUGACGUUCGAACAAACAUACUCUCAUACUCAUCGCGAUUAUUAUUUACACGUUUAUUAUUCGAGUAAAUAUUUAACGGGCAUUUGA